AUGGUUCCGACACUGGAAGCCAUCAAGGGUGGUGGAGGAUCCAUCAAAGUUGGGUCCACCGGGACAAUUGGUACCUUAAUGUCAAGGGAAUUAGAAUCCACAAAGUCUGAUCCUCAAACACCUAGGAAGAAAUCUCCUACAGUUUCUAUUUUGGUUCCUAGUGAUGCCACUACUCCUAAAAUACUAAAGCCAAGAACAUCACUGGAUGAAGCAAGCAGCAGUAGCAGCAGCAGCAGCAUCGUGAAUAAGAAAAGCACUGAAAUUGCCCGGAAAACAAAACACUACAAUCGGAAAACCCAUCAAAUACCAAUGCUCGACUCUGAUAACAUAUCCUUAGACGGAAGUACUCCUAUUAGAGAUAAACCUGAUAAAAGAGGAUCUUACAUUGUUGAAGUUGUGGACAUAAAAUGCGGUAAUCAGGACAGGACAUGA
Molecule: messenger RNA, 432 nt
Organism: Camellia sinensis
Lineage: Eukaryota; Viridiplantae; Streptophyta; Magnoliopsida; Ericales; Theaceae
Source: RefSeq, a predicted model, not a curated record